GGCGGGGGCGCGGGGCGGGGGCGCGGAUCUCGUCCGCGGAUCUGCUCCGCGGCUCUCGGAUCGCCGGCGAUGGCUUUCGAGGCGCUGGCGGAGGCUGCGGAGCGGUGGUGCGCCCGCACGCCCUUCCAGCUCAUCGCCGCCGAGGAGACGGAGCGGCGCAUGGACUUCUACGCCGAGCCCGGGGUCUCCUUCUACGUCCUCUGCCCGGAGGCCGCCUGCGGCGACAAUUUCCACGUGUGGAGUGAAAGUGAGGACUGCUUACCUUUCCUGCAGCUCGCACAGGACUACAUCUCCUCCUGUGGGAAAAAGACGCUCCAUGAAAUACUGGAAAAAGUCUUCAAGUCCUUCAGACCCCUGCUUGGGCUUCCAGAUGUUGAUGACGAUGCAUUUGAAGAAUAUAACGCAGAUGUGGAAGAAGAGGAACCAGAAGCCGAUCACCAACAAAUGGGUGUCAGUCAGCAGUAAUUUUCAGAGAAGCUGAAAAAUCGUGAAUCUUUUGGUACCAGGUGGGAUCAGGUGGUCCCACGCUAGCCUGUUCGAUUUAGCACAUCACAUGGGGAUAUCUGGCUACCAGGAUAAAAGUUUUACUUUUUUUUUUUUUUUUUUUUUUUAAAAAGAAAUAAUCUGUGAUGAGCUUUGCUAAGAAGCGACCCGAAUUUUGCUCCUGCUUCAGUGGGGUUUCUAUGGAGUUGUCUUGGUAGCAUUCUGCCAUUGCCAGUCUAGAAGUAGUUUUGUUGCUGACUGUCUCCCUCCUUGAUUUGUGUUCGAGAGUAACAUUCACUGACACGAAUGUAGGGUACUUUGAAUGUAGGAACCAUGGGGUUGGGGUGCUGAGUACUCAUACGUAACCUCUCGGGGGAAGUCUGUGCAGAGAGUAGAUGCAAGCCGCACUUUUAGUUUAACAGCUAUGUUUUUUGACUCUCUACUACCAGACAGAACACCAAUUUUUGAGAGGUUUCUCCUGCAAAAGACACACAUUAGUUUAGUAGUGGUCAGUACUGCAGAAGUGCACGUGAAGGCUCGACAAAAAUGAUGGAAGUGGGAAAUCCAAGAGAGUAUUUGUGUCAGACAUGUUAAUGUCAUUUUACUGACACCUGAGUUUACAAGUUACUGGAUUAAUUACUGGGAGUAAUUAGAGCUCUGGUAUCAACAGUACACAUCAUAAUGAACCUGGGUACUCUCACACCAUGUAACCCAAAGCCAAAUACUGUUUUUGUACGAAUUCAAUCAAUUAAAAACAGCCAUUGCAUAUCUCACUUCUGCAUGAAAACCAACUCUAAGCUUCAUUGUUGUUAAAACACCGGUAAAUUAUUAUGUAAAUCUUGCAGCAUUGCCAAUUGAAGUGCAACUUAACUUGGAAGCCAUAAGGGUAUAAACCAGCAUCUGGCUCUUAACAUUGUGUUGGAGUUUUUCCUCACACUGGGCCUUUGAGCUGAUCUGGGCAUUUCCACCUCUGCGGAGGGGAGCUAAAAUACUACCCAAGCAGGAAGGCCCCUCGUAUUUUGUACCUACUUUGCAUGGGUGUAAGUGGCUCCAAUGAGUGCCAGACUGUGAAGAUGCAGGGUCUCUUAUUUACAUGUCUUUUGUACUCAAAAUAUAAGAAGCAAAGCAAUUCUGUUAUAAGACAGCUAUUUUCUGUAAUAGAUCAAAAUCUUUCUAAAUUAAUUCAUUUUUUUUUUCAUUUUUUAAUGGCAAAAUGAAGGCCACACAGUUCAAAAGCCCUUUUAUACAGAAUUAGCUUUAUAAAAAACAAAAAGUGAGUGAAGAGAAAAUGCUUGGACAACUCCCAGAAACAACUCAUGCAAUUUUGAAAACCCUGUUGGUAGCAACGUCUCCUUGUCCAUAGACUUUUUGAAAGACUUUUUUUUUUUUUCAAAGUUCCUUAACAGAGUAAGUUUUCUUGGGGGUUUACAUUUCUGAUGAUGGACCGAGAGAUGCAUAGCACUUGAUUUUUCCAAUCUGGGGCAAAGACCUUCCGUAGCCAGAAUGGUGUGUGGUACUUAAUUACACACAGAAAGUGUCUGCAAUGCUUUAAAAGUACAAGUUUAAAAAUAUUUUUAAAACAGUGGAAGAGAAACAGAGCUUAAUGAAACUUUGUACAUUCUUUCGGCAUGCAGGCAUAAACAUGAUAGUUGCAACACAAUUUCUAUGGACUAGUGACGUGAGAACUGUGGCAGUUCAUUGUAUAACACUGUACAGCAGCAAUAGGCUUUUCGCUUAUGGAAAUAAAGUGCAAGAACAGUGGUUUCCAUCUCUGCUUUAAGUCCCUAAGUUUCUGUUCCUCUCCAUCUCAAAAAGAUGCCAUAACCUUAAAAAGAACCGUGCUUGGGGAGAAGCUUUCUCUUUGUAGCAGCCAGUCCUCCGGCUGUGGCUCGUGCAAAUGGAAGCAAAUGGGGCCGGCUUUCCUCUGCUGCAAUGCCAAGCAAGAAAUAAUUUACAGUAGCACAAGCUAUCGAUUGAAUUGUUAAUGAGCAGUUGAGCAUUAAUAUGGUUGUACGCAAACGUAAAGCUGUAAAUUAUGUAGAUACGUUAUUUUCUGCAUUCACUAACUCACUUUUUUUGUUGGAAUGCCAUAUGCUGUUGGAGUGACCUCUGCACCAGAAUGCAAGUGCGUGGUAGCUGGGGACCCUUCUGCAGCUCCCAGCCCUGCAAAAUCCCCACUGCAGCCAGCAAGAUCUUGUUGAAGCAAAACUCCAGAGGGUGCACAAGGCUCGGCCCUGCAGGGAGCUGCACGCUCGUGUCCCCUCUCACGCCGCUGGGAGCUGAAUGUGUGGACCCCCACUGCCGAACUGAAGCACUACCAGGCAGCACUAACAAUAAACUGGAAUUUUAUACAUAGAAAA
Oxyura jamaicensis (ruddy duck) is the source of this 2843-nucleotide messenger RNA. RefSeq names its product maturin, neural progenitor differentiation regulator homolog (gene MTURN). The transcript is spliced from 3 exons. Gene Ontology annotation, cellular component: cytoplasm. Lineage: Eukaryota; Metazoa; Chordata; Aves; Anseriformes; Anatidae. Bases 70 to 465 code for a protein of 131 amino acids. Gene Ontology annotation, biological process: positive regulation of megakaryocyte differentiation; regulation of signaling. The record is from RefSeq and is a predicted model, not a curated record.